This is a messenger RNA of Colletotrichum destructivum, 1203 nucleotides long. RefSeq lists its product as uncharacterized. Bases 1 to 1203 code for a protein of 400 amino acids. The transcript is spliced from 6 exons. NCBI's taxonomy places the organism in Eukaryota, Fungi, Ascomycota, Sordariomycetes, Glomerellales, Glomerellaceae. The record is from RefSeq and is a predicted model, not a curated record.
AUGUUCGGGAACCUGAGUAGUAUUGGCAACUUCCCCUCGCACUACACUGACGAGGGGUUGCCAUUUGAAAAUCGCAGAAGCACGAUUGUGGCCGUGAUUGUCACGUUUUUGGUCCUAGCCUGGCUUUGCGUUGGUCUGCGAGUCUACACGAGAGUGCUUGUUACACGGACACCCGGAUGGGACGACUUUGUGGUCGUGAUUGCGCUGCUUGCAGGCUCAACCAGCGCAAUUGGACUUUGUUUAACUACUAACUACGGCAUGGGUCAUAAACUGAAGGAGGUACCCGACAGUGAUAGAGAAAAGUUCUUUUUGCUAUUUUACAUCUCUAACGCGUCAUUUUCCAUGUCAAACGCCCUUACAAAACUUUCAAUGCUUCUCCAAUACCUAAGGAUAUUCCAAGGCCGCAUGCCACGCCUUAAAAUUAUAUCCGUGGGCUUGAUCGUUGUUGUAUUAGUGUGGGGCUUUGGCUUUACUCUCAUGGCCUGGUUUCCCUGCUUUCCACCAUACCAGUUCUAUACACUGGGGUCAGAAUCAAACUGCUACGGAUAUGGUUCUACUAAUCCAAUGGAGGUUUAUUCUACUGUCGUGGCAUCUAAUGGAUCGAACAUGGCACUGGACUUUUUGAUCCUUAUUCUACCUAUAUCCCUACUCUUCAGCCAGGAGACCAUCCACCGAACAAAGAUUGGGCUGCUUAUCUUGUUUUGCAUUGGAAUACUAGUUAAUGUGAUCGCUGUGUGGCGCAUUGUUGCCAACAAGGCAACAUCGGACAACGAGCCCGAUCCAAUGAGGAUCUUCCCAACUAUAAUACUCUUGGGAGAGACAGAAAACCGACUAUCCCUAGCCCUGGCAUCGAUUCCAAUAUUCUGGCCGGUGGUCUCAAGAACGUGGCAAAAUCUUGUUAUUGUUGUUACACACGAGGUUAGAAUCGAGAGCAAUCAGCGGCCUCCGAAUGUAGGGGAAAUAGAGACAACGAGCCUAGGAAAUUGCCACCACCGCGUGAUUACUGAGGAUGAGGCAAACGAGGCUGGAUUGCGACACCCGGGGAGACUGUGCGACGUGGACGGGUACGAAAUGGGGCUGAUAAGUCCCUUUGCUGAGCCUCAAAGUUUCAAGCAAACAAAACCAGAGAAAUAUCUACGUGAUAUCUCUGAUUUAGAAAGACGUAAUUUAGGCUUUGUAACAGUUCCAGACAUAUCUGAAUAA